UAUUAUAACGUGUAUAAAUCUGAAAACAUGUGAUUAUUAUUACAUUUUAAUUGCAUUUACAUUUUUUUAAAUUCAAAAUCUGACGGUCGUAUCUUCUCGUGGAGGAAUGAUGAUUUGGGUUGCCUUGUUCUGUGCACUACCCCAACAACCCGUGCGGUGAUGGCGAGGAAACCCCGUAGACAAGGCACUGCUUUUUCAUGACGACCAGGAAACAAAGGUGUUAAAUGACAGAACCAAUGCUUCCUGCUGGAGAUCUGUGUCAUGGAUGAUGAGGACGAUCGCCGUCUUCUGGAUAUUUUAGGAGAUGUGGAGGCACUGAAUGACUAUCUCCAUGGCAGCAACAGCAAUUCUAUUGAGGAGGAUGAUGUAACGAACGCAGCUUAUGGCUCGGAUGGAUCCUUCUUCGCGAGUGACACGGGUGGCUCCAACUCUGGCCUCAAUAAUGGCUCCUCUUCAAUGGGCGAGUUUGGAGACGAUUCAGCAGGGGCAGGCCUCCAGCUUUCCAGCAGCCUUUCAUUUAUCGAGGAUGAAUUGGGGCCGGAGACAUCUCCUGGAGGGGUGGACCUCGGGGGCGAGGACCAGCCCUUUGACAUCCUACAAAAGUCUCUCAUGGAGGCUGACAUUACAGAGCAGACUUUGGCCCAGGAGGCCUUACUGGACUCCCAGCCAGCUCCCACUCUAGUGCAGGCCCCCGUUCCCUUCCAGUCCCAGCUGGUUCCUGGGAGUUACGGAGGGGGAGUAGGUGUCGUAACCACGACAACGACUACGUUUCCUGCAGGCCAGUUCCUGCAGGGGGUGUCCCAACUGCCCAAUGGCUCCGCCCAGCACAUCCAAGUGUUGGGCUCGUUCGGGGCGGGCGGUGGCGUGAUGACUUUGAGCAGCUUGGAGAGGACUCCUCAGAUUGUUUUGAGGCAGGGGGCGCCUGUAGGUGCAACGGGGACCACACCAGGGGGGCAGGUGUUUGCCCCGACCCAAGGGCAGGUAGGACAAGUGGGCUUACCGUUCAAAAACAUCCCCCUUCAAAACAUCAUCAUCCAGAGAGGCCCUGGAGGGACCCAGACUCUUGUCAGACCCAUCCAGCCCAAACCCCUCCAAGCUGGGGCUCAGACAGUCUACAGCCUUGGCUCCACCACCAUGGCUAACAUAGUUAACGCUAACACCGCUACACCUGGAGGACAUUACACGACUAAUGGCUCCAUAGUGAUGCAGCCGCCCAUUGAGCAGCAGCAAACACAGGCCCAGACGAACAUAACGCCCGGACAGUUCCUGCUGCCCAACUCUUUGUCGCUCACUCCGGCCAGCGCCAUCCACAACGGCCCUCUCGACCCCAACUCCAACACCCUCAUGUCCAGUCAAAACACGGUACAGAUUAUCGCCGGGCAGAACUUCACCGCACAACCGGGAGGCCAGCUCAUUUUGAAUCAGGGCGUAGUCAGUGGGGGUCAAGUCGGAGGGGGUGUAACCCAAACAUGGACAGGCGUCACCUGUGCCAGCGCCGCCCCCGCGCAGACGUCGUGCGCUCCGGGGCGGCUGACUUUGGUAGGCACGGCGACGGCGGGGGUCGGCUGUCAAGGCCAAGUGACAGCCAGCCCUGUUCAGCGCCUACUAGUGACUCAGACUCAGAAUUGCACUUCUCUGUCGCCUAUACCUGGAACUGCUGAACAACAGGACUACAGGCAGAAUUCUUCAUCACCUGCCCUCAAACAGGCACAGCUCAGCAACCUCCAAGGCAUUACAACCAUGACCCAAGAUUCAACGCUAAACUCCCAGGUCGGUGCUCAGAAGAGACCCGCCCUUCCACCACUCACAAGAGGAGGAAUUAUUUUACAACAGUUGAGGAAGGAUCAUAACGGAGUCCACUCUCCAGAUCUGCGGCGAUUUACGUCAGUGGACGAUGCACUGCAAAGACUCCUCCCGUACCAUGUUUUCCAGGGGACUCCACCCAGCCACGAUGAGUUCUCACAGGUGGACGAAGAAUUUGAGGUCGUUGCAACUCAGGUGUUGAUGAGGACGCAUUCCAUGGUGAACAAAUACAGACGGCUGCUAAUGGUGGAAGCUGAGCGUUUUAGCCCGUCAUCAGAAAUGGUGAUGAUCGACAGGACCUUCAACCAAGAGGAGCGCGGCAACCUUACCCAAGACAAACGCAUGGUACUAGUGGAUCCAGAUGGUUUCUUAGAGGAUUUCUGCUGUGGGAUGAAAUCCAAACUUUUCCAGGAUCCCGUCCCCUCUCAGUCGUCGUCCAGCUGUAGUAAAAACCAGCCAGACAGAGGCUCCACAGAGCCACCGUACAGGACAGACUCCCAGCCCGCGUACGGAGACCCGGGAGGGGCCGAUGCUGCAGGUACAUGUGCAGCAGCAGCAGCAGCAGCAGCAGCAGACAGAGUCCAACCCCCGCCCUUAGACAACAAGAGAGUCCUGGAACUGAAGAGAUCCCAGCAACACUACGUGCCGAACAGCAGCAGCGGCAACAACAACAACAACAGCCUCACAGCUAACAGUUCUCUUCAAGGUAACCCCCCGCCUCCCACAGCAACAACAGGCGGACAGACGCACUACCCGGUGUCCCAACACCCCAUCCAACCCCAGUACCCGCCUCAGCUCAGCUCACCCGCUCCCCCUGACACAGACACUGCUUUAGAAGCGGCAGUCAACAGCAUCCUGGAAUGUUAAGACUGAAUCUCUAAUGAAUGAACGAUUUCACUUCUUUAAUGUGUUUUUUUUAUUUUAUUUUAGGUCAAACUCUCCAUUUGUUUUCUAUGUUGUUUCCCCUCCUUAAACCCCGUGUGAAGAGAGGCUAACUCUUCUUUCAGCUCUAUUUUCUUUGUGUCACCAUCUCCGGCCAUGUAGGGUGUCUUUAGGUCUUUUUUUCUAUAUCAUUCGGGGGUGGGGUGGGGCGGGGUGGAGUAAUGAUGUAGAAGUUAAAUGUGCACUUAAAAAGACCUAUAAAGAUCCGGGAAUGCGUGCAAUGAAAUAGUUUAACAGACGGAAGAAGUUUUGUUUAUUUUACUGUUGUUGUUGUUUUAAAGGGUUCGGUCUGGGACUUCAGUAGCUUGAAUAUGAGUUCCCCUCU
Molecule: messenger RNA, 3070 nt
Organism: Labrus mixtus (cuckoo wrasse)
Lineage: Eukaryota; Metazoa; Chordata; Actinopteri; Labriformes; Labridae
Gene: bicral
Product: BICRA like chromatin remodeling complex associated protein
Exons: 13
Coding region: 262-2670 (802 amino acids)
Biological process (GO): positive regulation of DNA-templated transcription
Cellular component (GO): SWI/SNF complex
Source: RefSeq, a predicted model, not a curated record